UGAUUUUGCAUUUCCAGGGGGAGAAUUGUUUGUAAACAAAACAGUUCUCUUCUCUUUCAGCCCCUGCACACUGCUUUGCAUGGCUGUGCAAAGCACAGUCAUGCAAAGCAGUGUGCCUACAGUGAAGCACAAACACAACCCAAUAUGCUAAACAGCACACAGCACACAGUUAGCCCUUUGAUUGCCCCACAUGUUAACCCCUUCCUGCCCAGUGCCAAUAGUACAGUGUCAGUGCUUUUUAUUAGCACUGAUCACUGUAUUUGUGUCACUGGGGUUGUCAGUGACACCAAGUCUGUUCUCCCCAGUGUCAGAAUGCCUGUUGCAGUCCUG
Molecule: messenger RNA, 330 nt
Organism: Staurois parvus
Lineage: Eukaryota; Metazoa; Chordata; Amphibia; Anura; Ranidae
Source: the annotation of a GenBank genome assembly